Messenger RNA from Tricharina praecox, 1330 nucleotides. RefSeq lists its product as uncharacterized. The transcript is spliced from 5 exons. The record is from RefSeq and is a predicted model, not a curated record. The coding region runs from base 369 to 1205 and encodes 278 amino acids. Lineage: Eukaryota; Fungi; Ascomycota; Pezizomycetes; Pezizales; Pyronemataceae.
AGCACGCGGAAACCGGGAAAGUCUUCAGGGCGAGCUCAUUGGUGAUUGAGAGGAGGGGAUGAAGAGUUCAUCGGUGAGAGCGGUGGUAUGCCCGGACGUCUGCAUUUCAAACCGGUCCGAAUGACCGGAUCGGUUGCAAGAGGAGAUAGUCUGGGAAUGAAGGUUGGGUCCUCUUCAUCCCAUAUCUGUCGUCGAACCCAUCAUCGUAUGUCAACCGGCCCUGCUGCAGUCCAACCCAAAUUGUAAUCUGUGGCGACAUUCCCUCGUUCAGUCAGAACGUUUUCCUUUUCUAGGUAGGGCGACCGUCGACAGCUACAACAGUCCUCCACCAUACGGAACUAGUGCGAACUCGAUCCAGCCAGCUGCGCAUGAUUCAACGGGGACGAGCAGCCGAAUACAUAAGCGGGCUUUGGUUGCCUUGGAAGUUCAAUGCUACAAAUCCGGAAUCUAUAGAAGCACAGUUUCUCUCCCACCUUCAUCUCUUUCUCCUUCUCUCUCCCACCAUCAACACUCUCCCUCAACUUCCAUCUCAUCCUCCAUCAAAAUCCGCCCACGCCUACGUCAAAAUGGUGUAUACCCGUAACGACACCGCCGCAACCAUGGCCGCCGACUCCGUCCCCGAGUCCUUCGAGCGCACUCGCAACACCAAGCUCGCUGGCAAUCCCACCGAGAACAAGAUCAAUGGCAAGAAGAGGGAUAAGUCAGAAACGCCCGUGUCCGUGGCCGAGAGAGCUGACAAGCGCCGAGCGGCCGCCCUCGAGAUCAUCGCUGCCGAGACCCUGGAUGAGACGGCGCAGCUCCUGCGUGACAUCCCAUUCGAGGACUACCUCGAGGUGAUAGGAUACCUGCGCGAGUACAUCGUGCAGCACAUGCCCGCGGCCGAGCCCACCGACAAGCCCGCCGACAAGCCCGCCGACAAGCCCGCCGACAAGCCCGCCGACAAGCCCGCCGACAAGCCCGCCGACAAGAUCCCCGCCCAUGCCCUCAAGAUCAUCAAUGCAACGAGCGUCGCCGAGAAGAAGCGGCUCGUCAAAGAGCUCAACCAUGAGGAUUACGUCGCGGUUGUGGCAUACGUGCACGAGCGUGAGGUGAGGGUGAAGAAGGCCAAGGCCAAGGUCGGACGCAAAGAGAGAAUGAAGCAGUGGAGUGAGGGAUACUUGGCUGCCCAGAAGCAGAAACCAUACCCCCACCCCAGGGAGUGGUAGGCGGUGGUGGAUUUACAGUGAUCUGCUUUUUUUCUUCUUCUUUGCCUCUGAUGAGAUGGUGAGCUUGUGUAUAUAGCUUCAUCUCGCGGUAGUGUGUACCGGGCAGAUCUUGCGUGUGCUAAAAG